UUCGGCCCCGGGAAGCUGGUGGGGAGGCCGCACCCGGGCCCGGGCCUCCGGUGCAGAUCCGCGUCGCCAUCCAGGAGGCCGAGGACGAGGAGCGACCGCCGGACGGGGAGCGGCUGCCAGUCGGGGAGCGGCGCGCGGGGCGCCCGGCGCGGUUCCUGAGCCCCGGCUGGGGCAGCGGCGGCGAGGAGGAGCCGGGCCGCGGGCGCAGCGGCACCCUAAGCGGGGACGAGAGGGAGCCGGAGGGCCCAGAGGGGGAGUGGACGCCUCCGGACGAGGAGCUGGUGAGGAAGCUGGUGGAGCAGAUCGAGUUCUACCUGUCGGACGAGAACCUGGAGAGAGACGCCUUCCUGCUCAAGCACGUGCGCAGGAACCGGCUGGGCUACGUGAGCGUCAAGCUGCUCACGUCGCUCAAGAAGGUGAAGCAUCUCACGCGGGACUGGAGAACCACCGCACACGCCCUGAAGUUCUCAGGGCUCCUGGAGCUGAAUGAGGACCGCCGGAAGGUGAGGAGGACCACCCCCGUCCCGCUGUUCCCCAGCGAGAACCUCCCCAGCAAGAUGCUCCUGGUCUACGAUCUGUACCUGUCGCCCAAGCUGUGGGCCCUGGCCAGCCCCCAGAAGAACGGCAGGGUGCAGGAGAAGGUGAUGGAGCACCUGCUGCAGCUCUUCGGCACCUUUGGCGUCAUCGCGUCCGUGCGGAUCCUCAAGCCUGGGCGGGAGCUGCCCCCCGACAUCCGGAGGCUCAGCAGCCGGUACAGCCAGGUGGGCACCCAAGAGUGUGCCAUUGUGGAGUUCGAGGAGGUGGAGGCGGCCAUCAGGGCCCACGAGUUCAUGCUCACGGAGUCUCAGGGCAAGGAGAACAUGAAAGCCCUCCUGAUUGGGAUGAAGCCCCCCAAGAAGAAACCUCCCAAGGAGAAGCCCCCCGCGAGCGCGCCCAUGAACAGGUCCCUGAACAAGCGGGUGGAGGAGCUGCAGUACGCGGGAGACGAGUCUUCGGCCAACAGCUCCUCCGACCCCGAGAGCAACCCCACGUCCCCCAUGGCUGGCCGGCGGCACGCGGCCGCCAGCAGGCUCAGCCCUUCCGGCCACCAGAAUCUCUUUCUGAGCCCCAGCGCCUCCCCGUGCUCCAGUCCUUGGAGCAGCCCCUUGGCCCAGCGCAAGGGCGUGUCCCGAAAGUCCCCUCUGGCGGAGGAGGGCAGGCCGGGCCCCGAGGCCCCGCGCGCGGGCGCGGAUUACUCCUCCGACAGCAGCGUCACCCCCUCCGGCAGCCCCUGGGUCCGGCGGCGGCGCCGAGCCGAGAUGGGAACACAGGAGUCCCCGGCGGCCAGCCCGCUGCUGUCUGGGAAGGUGCAGACCGCCGACGGCCUGCCGGUCGGGGUGCUCAGGCUGCCCAGGGGCCCCGACAGCACCCGGGGAUUCCAGGGCGGGCGCGCGCGGAGCAGGGCCUGUGUGUGACACCUCCGGCGAGCAGCCGGCCAGCUCCCUCGGGUGCCGACAAACACCUGGCGUGACCUGGAAUGGCAAUACAUCCCCCUUUGAUGUCUUUUGUACACAUGUAGACCUCGUAAAUUAUAUAUUGGUAAUGUAUAUACGUUGUGUGCUCCUCAGCUCAGAACUCCAGCCUCCCAACGCGGCCCGGGUGGGUGGCUGUGUGAGCAGCGCUCUGCCGCCUGGGGUGGGGGUGGGUACAGGGCUCCCCGGGGAAGGCCCUGACAUCUCUGCUGUGGCCUGGGAUUUUCCCUGCAGGACUGGGCUGUUGCUGGUGGGCCGAGUCUGGGAGAUUUCUGCCGUGCUGCGUGCCAACAGCUAAGCCGAUAGCAUGGUGUCCCAUAGGACCAAAUGUACCUUACUUGUCAAGUGAAUAAAUCCUAAAACAGCCAA
Oryctolagus cuniculus (rabbit) is the source of this 1880-nucleotide messenger RNA. It is a transcript of the gene LARP6, whose product is annotated as La ribonucleoprotein 6, translational regulator. Gene Ontology annotation, cellular component: ribonucleoprotein complex; nucleus. NCBI's taxonomy places the organism in Eukaryota, Metazoa, Chordata, Mammalia, Lagomorpha, Leporidae. Gene Ontology annotation, biological process: RNA processing. Gene Ontology annotation, molecular function: mRNA binding. The record is from RefSeq and is a predicted model, not a curated record.